AGAACUAAAUAGGCCCCAACUCGGAAUUGGAGCGCAGCCUGCCCAGUUAUUAUUUUAUCCCGUUCCCGUAUAAGCAAUUCUUGUUCCGCACAAGAACAGUAGUAGAAGAAAGGGAAACAAUGAUAAGCGGAUAAGCUUACGGUACAGGAAACAAUUGAAGCUUGGGCCGUGUAGCAGAGAAGGCGAUAAUGGAGAAGUACUUUUGAAAUGCAUACGGAGGAGAGCCAGGAGUGGGCAUGCGGACCCAGACCGCUUUAUCAACAUAUGGAUCGGGUCCGCCGCUCUCUCUGUCCUUACCUUUUUCAAUCCCUGCAUGUGUCAUCUCUGUAAUCAGUUCAAGUACUCUCUUUCUUAUCCCUAUUCCCAUUUCUAAUUCUAGGGUUUCUCUAGUGUUUUACAUUUGUUCGUUGCUUUAUUGUAGGAUUUGAAUUGUUAUGUGAGGAGGACUUUCAAUGUUUCAAUGUUACUUGAUGAUCAUCAACAUGGGUGCUGUUGACAUGACUGGGCAUUUUUAUUUGAGCAUUACCAUUGGAAGAAAGCAAUGAAGAAGAACCAGCCGUAUAAAUUUAAGUGGAGUGAGAUGGACAAAGACACUUGAGAUUCAUACUAUUUCGACUGGCGUUACUACUUCCCUGUUUCCCAUAACUCAAUAUUUCACAAUCUUGAUGAAUUUUUGUGAACAAAUGGGACCUGCGGAAAAUACAAGCUUAUGCCUUCCUUGCCAUCUUUGUUAGUUCUGCUUUGCACUGGUGGUUCAAACACCUUAAUUAUUAGCUGAAAUUUUCUUGCUAAAGUUCCUUGUGUUAACAAUGGAUGUUAAGUGGAAGUUCUGUAAUAACCAAUGAAUGAUAUAUAUGUCUGUGUGUGUGUGUGUGGUUUAAAUGAAGCGAAAUGGUUUACAAAGGUGGGAGGUUAGUCUGAGCGUUAUUUGAAUCAAAGUAGUCUGGUGCAGUGUUUUUGAAUGAGAAAAUGAAAAAUAGCAGAAUGAGAAUCAUCCAUCCAAAAGGCCAAAAAUGGAUUACCACUUUCCAGGUUGUCCCAGCAUUCUUACACGAGAUUUCCACUGAGAAGAGAGUUCUUCGGAUUUCCAAACACUUCGGAUUUCCAAGUUCAGAGCUUUGUUACUCUCUAUUCUUUCUAUUUUCCAGUAAUGAAAAAUGAACAGGCGAUUCGCUUUUUGACUCUCUUUCAUUUGCUCUCUGAUUCCAUAAUUCCUUAUAAAAAUUCAAUGAACACUUCGUUUUAGCCGAGCUCUUGUAUUCAUCAUCGUUCAUUACUAUGUACCCUCAUGGCCAUUAAUGCAAGUGUUGAACACGCGCCUCUAAAUUGCCUGGAGCUGUAUGUUGAUAGUGCAUUAAUAAUCCGGUCCAGGAAGAAGGAAUUCAAUUUCGGUUGUACGGUUCCAGAAAAGGAAAGCAUGGCGUUUCUCCAUCUCCCUUCUUCUCUUGCACUUAGAACCACCACGCGUCCUGGAUUCACACUGCCCAUUAAAGCCUCGUCUCUUCACUUCCGGCCAAACUCUCCAACCCAAAAUUUAACCAAAAUCAGCAACUGGGUUGUCAAUGUUCGAUCCAAAUCUUUGAAUUUGCUGCUUUCUGGUGCUCUUGCACUUGGUUUCUCUCUCUCAGGAGUUGAAUUUGCGGAGGCAAAAGUUGGGGUUAACAAGCCGGAAUUGCUUCCUAAAGAGUUUACUACUGUUAUAGAUGUGGCUGGGUUUCUCUCUGAUGGCCAGGAGAAGAGACUUGUGCAGGAGAUUACAAACAUUGAGAAGGAUACUGGAUUCAAAUUAAGAGUUUUAGCUCAAAAUUAUCCUCAAACACCAGGGUUGGCAAUUAGAGAUUUUUGGCAAGUGGAUGAUAGAACCAUUAUCUUUGUUGCAGACCCCACUUUUGGAAAUAUAUUAAACUUCAAUGUUGGGGCUUCUGUUGAUCUAGACGUUCCACGUAGCUUCUGGAGUCGUUUGGCUGGGAAAUAUGGGAACAUGUUUUAUUGGAAAGAGAAGGGGGAGGAUGCAUCUAUUGAAGCUGCUGUGAUGGCAAUAUCCAGUUGCCUAAGAGAACCUGUAGGCCCUAAUAACUGCUCUGAGGUAAAAUAACAAUGGGUCUAACUUGCAAUAUUCCUUUGUUCAUACCAUGUAAUAAUUUUUUCUAUUGUAUAAUGCUCUCAAGGGUUGUUUAUCUGAGAUGGCAUUUUAUGUAAACAACAAGCACAAAGCGGUAAACAGCUGUGGAUAUUUGUGGAAGUAAAUGAAAAUUAACACAA
Hevea brasiliensis (rubber tree) is the source of this 2262-nucleotide messenger RNA. Its product is annotated as thylakoid lumenal 15.0 kDa protein 2, chloroplastic. NCBI's taxonomy places the organism in Eukaryota, Viridiplantae, Streptophyta, Magnoliopsida, Malpighiales, Euphorbiaceae. The transcript has 8 exons. The record is from RefSeq and is a predicted model, not a curated record. Bases 1289 to 2095 code for a protein of 268 amino acids.